Stegostoma tigrinum is the source of this 1295-nucleotide messenger RNA. RefSeq names its product regulating synaptic membrane exocytosis 3 (gene rims3). Gene Ontology annotation, biological process: regulation of membrane potential; regulation of synaptic plasticity; positive regulation of synaptic transmission. Gene Ontology annotation, molecular function: transmembrane transporter binding; small GTPase binding. Bases 281 to 1288 code for a protein of 335 amino acids. The record is from RefSeq and is a predicted model, not a curated record. Lineage: Eukaryota; Metazoa; Chordata; Chondrichthyes; Orectolobiformes; Stegostomatidae. The transcript is spliced from 9 exons. Gene Ontology annotation, cellular component: cytoskeleton of presynaptic active zone; presynaptic membrane.
AGCCAGGGAAUGAACGAUGCAUUCAUUUCUGCACUCUCAAUCGACCAGAAUGGCCAAGAGUUAAAGGUACUUAUGCACGUGAAACCUAAUCUUUGUUCCGGCAAACAGGAAAGGGCAAUUUUUCCAUCGCUGCAGAUAUCCUGCUUGAAGAAAACCACAAGAAGCAUCGCAUUUAUCAUGAGUUGAAAGGGGGAGCUGAGGGAGUGGGCGAACUGUGAGUUUGUACUGAAAAGCCUGAGAAAGAAUCCGCACGGCAGAGCAAAAUUAGAAAGCAGCAAAAAUGUAUAACGGAGCUACCAGUAAGACAGCGAGGAGUGUGCUCCGGAGUUCCAGUAUAAGCGGAGAGAUGUAUGAUAUGGAGAAGAGCAACACUAGCCAGCAGGAAGCUGUGGCGGACAAUGCCAUUAAGAAGAGACGGUCUAGUCUCGGUGCCAAAAUGGUGGCUAUCGUUGGACUGUCGCAAUGGAGCAAAAGUACAACACAACUAAACCAGACCGCUCCCAAGAAUAUCUCCGCUGUCCUGUGCCAGGGGAUCGUGGGUCACUGGCUUGCGCCCAUGAUUGCCCCACGUGAAGCAGCUACAAAGAAAUUGCGAAGCAACAUCCGGAGGAGCACGGAGACAGGGAUUGCUAUGGAAAUGAGAAACCGCGUGACACGGCAAGGCAGCAGAGAAUCGACAGAUGGCAGCACCAACAGUAACAGCUCUGAUGGCAAUUUGGUUUUCCCCACAGCACGACUGGGAGCAGAUGGCCAGUUCAGUGACUUUUUGGAUGGAAUUGGCCCUGCGCAGCUUGUGGGGAGGCAGACAUUGGCAGCACCUUCCAUGGGUGAUAUUCACAUUGGGAUGGCUGACCGAAGUGGACAGCUAGAGGUGGAGAUUAUUCAAGCCAGAGGACUGACCCCAAAGCCUGGCACUAAAGCUCUGCCAGCUCCAUACAUUAAGGUGUACCUGCUGGAGAAUGGCGUGUGUAUAGCAAAGAGAAAAACCAAGAUAUCAAGGAAGUCCCUGGACCCUGUUUACCAGCAAGCCUUAUUGUUUGAUGAAGGUCCACAGGGGAAGGUCUUACAGGUGAUUGUGUGGGGUGAUUAUGGUCGGAUGGACCACAAGUAUUUCAUGGGCAUGGCCCAAAUCCUGUUGGAGGAGCUCGACCUGUCAACCCUGGUAACUGGCUGGUACAAACUCUUCCCAUCCUCGUCUCUUGUGGACUCGACAGUGGCUCCCCUCACUCGCCGCCUCUCUCAGUCCUCUCUGGACAGUAGCACAGGUCCGGCUGGGCACUCUACCUAACAGACAA